GCGGGGGUUGGGAAGAUGGCGGCUCCCAGCCUCCUGAACUGGAGGCGGGUUUCCUCCUUCACCGGGCCGGUGCCCCGCGCCCGGCACGGACACCGAGCCGUAGCCAUCCGGGAGCUGAUGAUCAUCUUCGGCGGGGGCAACGAGGGCAUCGCGGACGAGCUGCACGUCUACAACACCGUUACAAAUCAGUGGUUCCUACCAGCUGUCAGAGGAGACAUCCCUCCAGGCUGUGCGGCCCAUGGAUUUGUCUGUGAUGGCACUAGAAUACUAGUGUUUGGGGGCAUGGUUGAAUAUGGAAGAUACAGCAAUGAGCUAUAUGAGCUACAAGCAAGUCGUUGGCUAUGGAGAAAAGUGAAACCCCAGCCUCCUCCUUCUGGCUUACCUCCUUGUCCUCGUCUCGGACAUAGUUUCUCUUUAUAUGGUAACAAAUGCUAUUUGUUUGGCGGUUUGGCAAAUGAGAGUGAAGAUUCCAAUAACAAUGUCCCCAGGUAUUUAAAUGAUUUCUAUGAGCUGGAACUACAGCAUGGUUCUGGUGUGGUGGGCUGGAGCAUUCCAGCCACGAAAGGCAUUGUACCUUCUCCAAGAGAAUCCCACACUGCUAUUAUAUAUUGUAAAAAAGACUCCGGGAGUCCUAAGAUGUAUGUGUUUGGUGGAAUGUGUGGUGCUCGCCUGGAUGACCUAUGGCAGCUUGAUUUAGAAACUAUGUCAUGGUCAAAACCAGAAACGAAGGGGACAGUGCCACUUCCGCGGAGCCUUCAUACAGCCAGUGUUAUAGGAAACAAGAUGUACAUUUUUGGUGGAUGGGUUCCCCACAAGGGGGAGAAUCCUGAGAAUUCACCUAAUGAUUGCGAGUGGAGAUGUACGAGCUCAUUUUCUUACCUGAAUCUAGAUACAGCAGAGUGGACCACUCUAGUGUCAGAUUCUCAGGAAGAUAAAAAAAAUUCAAGGCCAAGACCACGAGCUGGACACUGCGCCGUUGCGGUCGGCACUCGACUGUACUUCUGGAGUGGAAGAGAUGGCUACAAAAAAGCCCUCAAUAGUCAAGUGUGCUGCAAGGAUCUCUGGUAUCUCGAUACUGAGAAACCACCAGCACCAUCCCAAGUCCAGCUGAUCAAAGCUACUACCAACUCUUUCCACGUCAAGUGGGACGAAGUGCCGACGGUCGAGGGCUAUCUCUUGCAGUUGAAUACUGACUUGCCGUACCAAACUGCAUCACCCGAUUCUUCAGCAGCACCAAAUAUGCUAGGAGGCAGGAUGGACCCUCAGAGACAAGGCAGUCAUAGCAUCCUUCAGAACAGUGUUAGUGAUACAGUAAACAGUGCAAAAACUGAGCACACAGCCAUGAAGGGGACCUCACUGAAAAGCAAACCAGACUUCAGAGCAGCCGACUCUAAUGCUGGCUUGCAUUCGCCUUUGGCGCCUAAUGCUCCUCAUAACAACAGCUGUGUGGCAGAUGUGCUCUGGAAGAGUGAAGUUGAUGAAAUAUGUGCUCGGCCUGCAACUAAGAUGAGCCGUGUAGAGGUGCAUGCUGCAGCAGUGCCGUUCUCUAAAGAGACACCUUCAAAUCCAGUGGCCAUUUUGAAAACAGAACAUCAAUGGUGUGAUGUGGGAAUUUUUAAAAACAACACCGCUUUGGUGAGCCAGUUUUACUUGCUGCCAAAAGGAAAACAAAGUAUGUCAAAGGUAGGAAAUGCAGAUGUGCCUGACUACAGUUUACUAAAAAAACAGGAUCUUAUUCCUGGAACCGUUUAUAAAUUCAGGGUUGCUGCAAUCAAUGGUUGUGGAAUAGGCCCUUUCAGCAAAAUCAGUGAAUUUAAAACGUGUAUCCCUGGCUUUCCUGGAGCUCCUUCUACAGUCCGGAUUUCCAAGAAUGUCGAAGGGAUCCACCUUUCCUGGGAGCCUCCAACUUCACCUUCUGGAAACAUUUUGGAAUACUCAGCCUACUUGGCUAUCCGCACAGCACAGAUGCAAGAUAAUCCAAGCCAGCUUGUGUUCAUGAGGAUCUACUGUGGCCUGAGAACCUCAUGUGUCGUGACUUCUGGGCAGCUCGCAAAUGCACACAUUGACUACACGUCUCGACCUGCCGUUGUGUUCCGGAUAUCGGCCAAGAAUGACAAGGGCUACGGACCAGCCACGCAAGUUCGGUGGCUCCAAGGUAACAAUAAGAAGGCUCCUUUGAGUUGAGUUGUUUUUAUUAACGCUGUUGUGAUGGUUAUUUAUUAGUAACUGGUUAUGAAGAUGUGUUCUUUGAGAGUAUUCUCUGACUGUAUUUCUAGCAGUUAUGAAUUUGAGUUUGUAAAUUGUUCUUCAAAUGUAUUUGCUCACUUCUAGAUCCCAAUAAAAAUAGAAAGAAGCAAA
Molecule: messenger RNA, 2358 nt
Organism: Microtus oregoni (creeping vole)
Lineage: Eukaryota; Metazoa; Chordata; Mammalia; Rodentia; Cricetidae
Gene: Hcfc2
Product: host cell factor C2
Exons: 14
Coding region: 16-2184 (722 amino acids)
Biological process (GO): regulation of DNA-templated transcription; chromatin remodeling
Cellular component (GO): histone methyltransferase complex
Molecular function (GO): protein binding; transcription coactivator activity
Source: RefSeq, a predicted model, not a curated record